UCAUUCAGCUCGCCAAAUGAUUCGGUCCAAGGGAGGUUUCAGCAGAGGUGCGUAUGCAAGUCCCGUGCCCUUUCUGAGCACCACGGCGAUCAUUAUUUCCACGGCAUUCUCGGACUUCCUUCCCGUUGCGCGUACGAACGGCGCGGUUCUUCCUUGGAAUUGUCAGCGAUUCGCCACGUCAGAGAAGACGAUCACCGCCUGGCCAGCGGUGUGGCACGGUGGAGAGCCGCCGCCAUUUGAUAGCCUUCAACGCUGCGGCGUCCCCAUCGAUAUAGUCGCAUACGCGAUCCGCUAGUACAAGCGCAGUGAACCCCUGUAGGUGCCUGCGUUGGUGUCAUCGGGCGACUGUCGCUCGUCGCCUGGGCAUCGAGAGAGUGGCGAGGCGCGAGUGCGACAGUAGCGAUGGGCGCUUCGUCGCGACUCGACAUCCCCGAGGCAACGGCCGGCACGGAUGGCGCGAGCAAGGCGCAGCUGCCAUCGGACGCGGAGCAGCAAAAGCGCGGGGGGCGGGUGACGUGGGGGCGCGUGGUGUGCUGCUCGCUGUGCGCGCUGCUGCUGCUGCUCGCCGUCGCUGUGGCCGUGGCCGUCUCCAUCUUCGUGCUGUACCAGCCCAUGGCGCCCGAGUUCACGGUGACGCGCAUCACCAUCGCGCACAUGGCGCUCACCCCGCUGCUGCCGCCCACACCGCCCUCAUCAUUGCCGCUGCUGCCAGCCACCGCCCCCGCCUCCUUGCCCCCUCCUAAUGUCCCCCUCCCCGGCAACACAUCGCUGCCCGGCAACCUGUCCCUGCCCUCCUUGACCGCCCCGCUGCCGUCCAACUUCACCCUCACCACCGCCCAGCUCGCUGCUGCCGUCAACGCCACUGCUGCUGCCGCCACUCUCCCCGCCAACUCCACCUCUCCGCCCUCCCCUGCUGCCACUGCUGCCGCCGCUGCCGCCUCUAGACUCAUCUCCCCUCUCGCCUCAUCCCCUUUACUGACAUCCCCGCUACUAGCCAAUGCAAACCUGACGAUCAACGCGCCCCCAGGCACAACGCUGGUUGGGCUGCUGGCGGCGCGCGAGGCGGAGCUGGACGGCGCGCUGGACGUGGCGGUGGUGGCGGGCAACCGCAACCACGUGGGCAUCUCGUAUGAAUACGUCAGCAUCCUGGCGCGCUUUCAAGACAAGGACGUCGGCAAUGCAUCGAUCCCUGCGUACCACCAGCCGCCGCGCAGCAACACCACGGUGCAGGCCCGCGUGCUGCUCACGCACCUGCCUCUGCACCUCUCGCCCGCCGUCAACUCGCCCCUCUCCCGCCAAGCCCUCUCCGCCUACUCCACUCUGCCGCUGCAGCUGGCCAUUGAGGUGCGCGCCAACGUGGACGUGUACAACAUUGGAACUCCUUAUAUCACGGUCAAUCUAAUGUGCGAUUUGGAUGUCAACAUUGCACAGCAGAGCGUGAACAACACAAGAUGUCACCUUGAGGGCAUUCAUUUGUGAUCAAAGAUGCUUAUUGUGGAUGAUAGAUUAUUUAUCUGUUGUAGAAAGGCGUUUCCAAUGAGUCAAACAGUAGUCACGCUUCUUUUAGGUGGCGAAGCAUGGUAUUGUGGUAAUACAGAAUCAUGCGUUCU
Messenger RNA from Closterium sp. NIES-67, 1610 nucleotides. NCBI's taxonomy places the organism in Eukaryota, Viridiplantae, Streptophyta, Zygnematophyceae, Desmidiales, Closteriaceae. The record is from the annotation of a GenBank genome assembly.